Zingiber officinale is the source of this 1589-nucleotide messenger RNA. Its product is annotated as thylakoid lumenal 15 kDa protein 1, chloroplastic-like. The transcript has 7 exons. NCBI's taxonomy places the organism in Eukaryota, Viridiplantae, Streptophyta, Magnoliopsida, Zingiberales, Zingiberaceae. Gene Ontology annotation, cellular component: chloroplast thylakoid. The record is from RefSeq and is a predicted model, not a curated record. The coding region runs from base 153 to 842 and encodes 229 amino acids.
ACCCGAACGGGAUCCUCUCACGAUAAUGCUUCGGAUAAGGCGUCGAACCGGAACGGGACCCUCUCACGAUAAUACUUCGGAUAAGGCGGCGAACCCGAACGCGAGCUGUCGACGACGGCGAAAGCUGGCGAGGUAGAAGAAGCUGUAGAUCAAUGGCAGCGCUCAUCGCUCAUUUGAACCUCGCUCCUCCUCCUCCUCUCUCUCCCAAAACCAAGCCCUCCUCGUCCAAAUGGCUAUUUUUCCUACCUCCACCUCAAUCCCGCUCUGGUACGAGAUCCGCGAGCGCAAGUUUUCACCCCGUUCAGUGCCCCGUGGACUCGUCGCCUCUAUCUCUGGGUGUAGGAAUUGGGCGGACGAGCGCCAUUGUCCUCCUUGCCGCCUCGCUCCUCGUCGCUGACCCUGCCUUCGCGUAUAAGGGCGGGGGUCCGUACGGAAUCGGGGUGACGAGGGGGCAGGACCUCAGCGGCAAAGACUUCAGCGGAAAGGUCCUCAUCAAACAGGACUUCAAGACGUCAAUCCUGAGGCAGGCCAAUUUCAAAGCUGCAAAGUUACUUGGGGCGAGCUUCUUCGAUGCCGAUCUGACAGGUGCCGAUCUCUCUGAUGCAGAUCUCAGAGGUGCAGAUUUUUCCUUGGCAAAUGUAACUAAGGCAAAUCUAAGUAAUGCGAAUCUUGAAGGUGCACUUACUACUGGCAAUACAUCUUUCAAAGGAUCUAAUAUCUAUGGAGCAGACUUUACAGAUGUUCCAUUGCGAGAAGAUCAAAGGGAAUACCUUUGCAAAUUUGCAGAUGGGGUGAAUUCGGUGACUGGGAAUGCAACAAGGGAGACAUUACUCUGCAACUAAGACUUCUGAUACACAAGCAUUACAUAUCCCAGGGAGCUAAAACUUCUCUGCUGACAUUUGCAUUUCAUGUUACUUGCAGUUCAAUGCGUGGCUAGGUAACCCUUUAUGCCCUAUUUGUAUACAAGAGGAAGUUAUAGACUAAAUCUAAUGUGUCUUCUUUUUUUUCUGUUUAUCGAACCAUGGUUCUCAAAUUGCAAAUGUCUUUUAACAAUUGUUGCUAAUGGCGGCUGCAGCCGUAGACAAGCAUACUCCCAGAACUUUUAAGUUCCCCUUGGUCUGAUCUGUAUAGCUAACAAGGAAUUAGUCUACAGAAUUAAGUUGUGGAAACCCCCUCUAUUCAAGGCACAUUUUAGACCCAACUUGAUACUGAUGAGUUCUGCCUUCGAGACAAAGUUAGAUUGCUAGAGGGCAUGAAGCCCCAAUUAUAUGCCUUGCAAAGUUCUUGCAAACCCCACAAAUACAAGCAUUCCUGAAUGAUGGACAUGAUGAAGCAUCUGAAUCAGUCCUCAGACACUCAUCCCAGGAACCUAGUUAGGCAGUCUAUGCAAUUCAUAACAACAUUUAGGGUAGUAGCGGUGGAUUGGUGAUUUCUCAACUCCAGGUCAAAAGUUGCUUGAUAUAUUCCUUUCUAGACCGGCCAACACUGAACUUCAUGGAAGGUUCCCAUAUAAUGGCUUCCUCUUGUAUGCCUAUAAAUAAUGAUGUAGCAUUUUGGUAAAUUGAACUAAGCAAUUACUUAUUUCUUCA